AUGAGUUCCCCCUCGGACAUCCCCCAGACUCAGGCGAUGAACAACGCCGUGAUUUCCGGCUCACCGAACGAUCACCAUCAUUUCCUUGUCCCCAGCCCGGUGCCCACUCGCAGGAAUAGGACUUUCUCUCAGUCAGAAAGGGCUAAAGUUGGACCAGUCUACAAAGGGAAAGUAAAAGAUUUUUGUAGACAAAAAGGACAUGGCUUUAUUAUACCAGAUGAAACAAAACAGCCCAUCUUUGUUCAUAUUUCUGAUAUUGAAGGAGAGUAUGUCCCCAAGCCUGGUGAUGAAGUUACCUUCAAGGAGAUCUUGAUACCCCCCAAGAUGGAGAAGAAGCAAGCAGUGCAUGUCAAAAUUACUCACCUUGCACCAGGCGUCUCGCACGAGAAAUGGGAUAGCAGUCCAGAUUUGGAGGCCCACCCCAAGUAAACCAUAGGCUCCACAGCUAUUCUCCGGCACUGAAUGUGACAUCACUACAUCAUUUGCAGCAUUUACUGAAUGCAUUGGAACAGUAAUUACUCCUAAUGUGCACCUUGCUAGCCAACGCAUGUUGUUUUUUUUAAAGAAUUUUCGGUCCAUUUUAUUUUUUUCUUUUUCAUUGUACAGUUAUAUCAAUGUUUCAAGAUUUGUUGUUACUCUUGUUCUUUAAGUAUGUACAGCAUUCUCUUUAUCUUUGCGUUGUGCCAUAGUAAACUUUGUUAUUAAAAAUGCAAAUUGUGCUCUUUGAUCAUUGGAAUUAUUGAAAGUUUCCUUUUGCAAUAUUUUUUUUCUGAACUUUCAUCUUGUGACAUUUCUUUUUUGGGCAUAGUUUUGGUUGAUAAAAAUUAAUCUGAAAAUGUACAUAUAUGGGAUAUUAUAUACUUGUAUGUUUAAUAGUAAAUUAGUGCUACAGCUAUGAUUUAAAGACCGCCGCCUUUCAUUAACCAUACUUUGAAUAAUCAUUCUUGAGCAGAAGAACCCUGUUCAAAAUAAUCCACCUUGUUGUCAAUGAAAUAGAUCAACCUGGUAUAUUUCUGUAGAUGGUUAGUACCGAACAAACAGGAAAUAAAAAAGUAAAAAUAGAUUUUUAUUAUAAGUUGUCAAUAUCUACAUGUUUGUACCUUAAAAAUGCAAUAAACUAUAUAGCGGUAAAUGCCAACUUGAAUUUGUUAAUUUUAUUUCAGAAUUUAUUUUUCAAAUACAUAAACAUUGGUACUGUGCCUUUUACUUAAUUAUAUUAAUAAAAUUAAAUGCACCAUGCUUUUAGGCUUUUCUCCCAUUUUUUUGUGUCUAACAGGUUACUAGUAUACAUUUUAUUUGAAUCUUUAAUGUGAUAUAAGGAAGAAUGUCAAAAGUCUGUUAAUAUUCAUAAAUAACAGAAAGUACUGGUAUAUUUUUCUUUCCAGUUCUUGUGACAAAAUUUUUAUUCUUCCAACUUUAAAUCUAUCAAAUUGUUUUGGUAUAUACUAAUAGGUUGUUUUAUACAAGUAUAUCUUAGAAAUUAUUGAUUUCAGCUAGCAUUGUAAGAUGAAAUAAUCUACCCAGGGUAUCAUUGUAAUUACCAAGAUUAUGAUCGAUGAUGUGCACUGUACAGAAUAUAAAGCAUUAAAAGAAAAAAUAUACCGACAUCUGUAAAACACACACUCUUUUUAUUUAUUGAUCAUUGCAAAGUUUCAUUCAGAAUUCAAAAAAAAAAAUAUUGUAGCAAAGCUUGUAACCUCAGAUAUUCCUAUUAACCACCGUCUCUAUGUAACUCAUUUGAAAUGAACAUUUUUAUUAAAAUUUGAAUGAGAUUGAAAUCUGUUUUAGGACCUGAUUAUAGAUGAUUUGUUUGUCAUGUGAAGAAAAUGUGGCACUUGCAAAACUUGAUUAGUAAUAUAUUAGUAUGGAUUUUGAAUUUAAAUUUUUGGAAAGAAGUUACUAUUGUAGAGAGUAGCUACAUGUACAUACUGGUAUUUUUAGUGAAACGUUAUGUGCUGGAGUACAUCAAAAGAGAGAGAGAGAGAGAGAUGUUGAAUGAACAAGCAUUGUAGUGUUUGUUUUUCUACAUACAUAUAUGAUGUAGUGAUUUAAAUAUUAUCAUGUGUUGUUCCUGUUUUCCUGUUCUUAUUAUUAUAUCAUUCACAAUCUUGAAAAUUAAAACUCAGUAAUACAGAAAGAAAUUUCUUGGUAGAUUUGUUCAAAUGACACAGGCUUUGUAUACUAGCUGACCCAGUUGAAAUCAAUGAUUUUCAAACUGAGAAGUGCUCACAAGAAAAUUUUUAUUUGGUGCAUUAACUUUUUACAUGUAAUAAGAUUAUUCACUUAGCCCUUAAUUAAUUUAUUUACUGAAUUAUUUUUCAUUUAUAGAUCACCCAAAAGCCUUGAGAAUGUCUGAAGAGCAUUUGAAUAGUUCAUAUCUAGUAUUUGAAAAGAUUCUCACAUCUAGAUUUUUUUCUUUGACCAGAAAGAUUUGUGCCAUAUAGUGUAAGAUAUUGGAUAAUGUUUACAAUUAUGUACUAGAUAAGAACUAUGUGAAAUUAAGGGGGAAAUUGUAAACUUAAUUAUUAAUUUUUUGAUUGAUGAAGGGAAAAAAGGGAGGGGGCACUCUCGGCUACAAGAAUGUAGACUGAGGCGAAAAAUGAAACACUGAUCAAUUCUGAAUAUGUAUGUAUUUUUGUAUACCAUGUAUUUUUUUUUUACAUAAUUUGUUUUGGGAAGAAACAGUCUGACAUACAGGUAUUCUUGUAAUUUAGCUAAAAGUCAUCAUUAAAUAACAUAAGCAGUGAACCAUUUGUACAUUACAAUGUUUUUAAUGCCUUUUAAGUCUGAUCUAAAUAAUCUUAACAUUCUUUGAGCAUACUAAGUACGUCAGAUACAAGCAAAAAUUUGUUAAAAGGGUAAUCUUCUAAAAUAAAGUUUGCUUGCCCUUGCCUGACUCAGGAAUAAAAUGGGUAUGUAAGUAGGGGAAAACAGUUUUUAAAAUCAGAAAUUAAAAUAAUUUUAUAUAAAAUUAAAAUGAUAGCCUAACCAAUUGGGUGAAUAAACUAUGGAAUGAAUUUAAUGAAAAUGUUUACUGGAGGUUAAAAAAAAAUGACGGGGCCGCCUUUACAUGUAGUCAUUCGGUCGGGAGAGGGCAAACAAACAUGUACAGAAAUGCAACUUCAAAUUGCGACAGUGAAUUAUAUUUUUCCUGUUGUGUUUUUUUUUCUUCUUUAUGUAGAUAAAUAUUUAGAGUGAAACUAAAAAAAGUUAUGUAAAGAGUGGGGGUGUUGUAAAAUUUGGUUCAAAUGUGUAUUAUAUAUGCAUAAUUUAAAUAAAACCAUAAUGUACGUUGCUCGUAGCAUUCUGUUGUAGGUUCUGUCUUAGAAACAAAUAAACCAUAGCAAGAAA
This is a messenger RNA of Saccostrea cuccullata (small rock oyster), 3351 nucleotides long. RefSeq names its product calcium-regulated heat stable protein 1-like. Lineage: Eukaryota; Metazoa; Mollusca; Bivalvia; Ostreida; Ostreidae. Bases 1 to 429 code for a protein of 142 amino acids. Gene Ontology annotation, cellular component: cytoplasm. Gene Ontology annotation, molecular function: mRNA 3'-UTR binding. Gene Ontology annotation, biological process: regulation of mRNA stability. The transcript has 3 exons. The record is from RefSeq and is a predicted model, not a curated record.